AUGCUGCAUUUCCACCACAAGUUGCCCGCGGGGGGAGCCGUGGUCCUGCUCGCCUUCCUCCUCCACGGAUGCGCCGUGCAGGCUGCGUCUCUCCCCCGCCACUUCAGGCUCCGAGGCGGGGAGAGUGAGGGGCAGCCGGCUGCCUACCCACCAAGCCCCGACAUGAUGAAAGCCCUGGAGUACAUUGAGAACCUGAAGCAGAGGAACGGGGGCCGACCCGAGCCCGCGGAUUACGACGAGGUGGACAAGUUCAAGAUCCUGCUUCAGCUCGCCGCGCAGCAGGACGAGAGUCCCGGGGAUCGCCAGCCUGCUCCCGGCGCGCAGAGGCAGGACAUUACCGCCGAGCAGCUCAUGAAAGCCCUGCUCAAGUCUCUGCAGGAUCAGGCCGGGAGGGAGGCGAAGAUCAGCCCCGUGUCUGCGCCCAGGAACGACCGCCGAACGCACAGGCACCGCACCAAAGAAACCGAAGUCCCCCAGAGCCCACCGUCUGAAUUCAGCAAUUUCCCCAGACCCCACAAGAAGUACCCGCUGAUGUUUGAGGAUGAGGAGAACACAGACGCGUCAAAACGAGCCACGGAGGACCUGGACGAGCAGUACACUCCCCAGAGUCUCGCCAAUUUGCGCUCCAUCUUCGAAGAGCUUGGGAGAAUGCCCACGUUCGGCGGUCAGAAGAGAGACUUGUUCGGGGACGACGAUGACGAGGAGGAGGACGGGUUCAGCCUGAGGAGCCAGGCCUACGAGGACGUGGCCGGAGGAGAGGAGUGGGUCCCCGUGGAGGAGAGGGAGGAGACGGAGGAGAUGGUCAACGGCAGCCACGAAGAAAUGGCACGGGCGCUCGGUGAGCAGGAGGAAGCCCAGAGAGAGGAGAUGCAACGCCGGGCCAACCAGAACCCAGAGGGGGCGGAGGAUGACACCAAGCUGGUAGACUAUUACCUGUUGAAGGUCCUGGAGAUGAGCGACCAGUCGCAGAAGAGGGACAAUACCGGGGAGCAGAGAAAGAGACUGAUCCGCCCCUCCAUCGUGGAUCCCCGGACAGUGAAGGAGCUGCUGGAGCUCUCCCUGAAGCUCCACGUCCCCCCACAGGACCUCAUCGACAUGCUGCUCACACAGGAGCUCAGGAAGCUGCACCGCGACCGCCCAGCCCCGGUGCGCUACACCACCAGCCAGACCCCAAAGAUCAGGUACUACAGCCGCAGACUGCCCGUCAAGAGCAAGCCCCCCGUUGAGGACAUGGACAGGGAGGACUUUUUAGACAUCAUCGGAGUGGAGACCAUCAGCAACGAGUAUCCCGUUCUGCAGAGACCCAUGAAGACCUCUCCCUCCGCGGACAGAAUCCCACUGGUGUCCAAACCCCCUGCAAAUUCAGGGCCGGUCAAAAUCCCUUCUGCCGCCGGACGCAGGGAAAACAUGUUUUUAUCCGAGCUCAACAAGAUGCCCCUGAAGCGACAGUCCGACGGGGCCAAUGAUGAAGAUGAGGACGAUGAUGAGGGCGGUGACGUGGAAGACGAGGUGACGACCUACCUGGCUGCCAAAAUCCUCACGGAGUACCCCAGCAACAUCGCCAAGCGGGACACCCAGGCGCAGCUGAAGGGCCAGUUCCCCUACGAGCUGUACGAGCGCGCCAUGAAGGACUACCUGGGCCAAGCGGACACUGCGCUGAGGCCGGUGGCCAAGAGGGAGAGCGAGGUGGCCACGGAGGAGAGGGUAAUGCCCACGGAGGUGCAGGGGAAAGAGGAGAUAUCGGCCAAGACCUCGGCUCCGCAGACCGUGAGCGAAGAGGAAGAAGGGCACCGUGACAUGACAGUGGCAGGGAUGUAG
Messenger RNA from Pleuronectes platessa (European plaice), 1818 nucleotides. It is a transcript of the gene scg2b, whose product is annotated as secretogranin II b. NCBI's taxonomy places the organism in Eukaryota, Metazoa, Chordata, Actinopteri, Pleuronectiformes, Pleuronectidae. Gene Ontology annotation, cellular component: secretory granule. The transcript has a single exon. The coding region runs from base 1 to 1818 and encodes 605 amino acids. The record is from RefSeq and is a predicted model, not a curated record.